Molecule: messenger RNA, 4363 nt
Organism: Gastrolobium bilobum
Lineage: Eukaryota; Viridiplantae; Streptophyta; Magnoliopsida; Fabales; Fabaceae
Product: DExH-box ATP-dependent RNA helicase DExH3
Exons: 19
Coding region: 36-3635 (1199 amino acids)
Cellular component (GO): intracellular anatomical structure; nucleus
Molecular function (GO): RNA binding; ATP binding
Source: RefSeq, a predicted model, not a curated record
CAUUUCCGUCUCACUGUAAUUCUCGCGCUCUCACGAUGCCAUUGGUGCAGUCGUGCAUGUUUCAUGGCUCUAUCAGGUUCAGAAACACUACUUGUGCUUCAACUCCUUUCCUCAACGCCAUGUCCCUCAGCCUCAGGUCCACUCCUCUAAGACCUUCUCUUCCUUCUAUUUCUACGAGGACUUUUCACUGUAUAACCCUUCGCCUUCGGAUUUCGUCGUGUUCAACGGCGGUUGAGCUUGAUUGGAACGACAGACAUGGUGCGCCGUUUAAGCAUAGGAAUGUUCCUUUGCCGUUUUGGCAUCAACACAGCUCCAGCUAUGGUCGUUUUGCCUAUCAGGACAUGUCUAGUGAUGAUUCUGAUGUGGAAUUAGGCUCUUCUCACUCUCACCCUAACCAAAAAUUGGGUGAUUCGACCCUCGAAAACAUUGAUGAAUGGAGAUGGAAGCUGACCAUGCUUCUUCGCAAUGAAGAUGAGCAAGAAGUCGUGUCCAGAGAGAAAAAGGACAGGCGUGAUUUUGAGCAACUUUCAGCUUUGGCUACCAGGAUGGGUUUAUAUAGCCAACAAUAUGCAAAAGUCGUGGUCAUUAGCAAGGCACCUAUGCCAAAUUACCGCCCUGAUCUGGAUGAUAAGCGUCCACAAAGAGAGGUAAUCUUACCAUUUGGUGUUCAUAGAGAAGUAGACACUCAUCUCCGCGCCCAUCUUUCACAAAAGGCUACAAACAGGUUAGGUUCUUUGGAUGAUUUCUUGCACAGAUCAAGCAAUGCUAGAGGUAUUCCUGCCGAUGAAGGAAUAUAUGAGCAGCCUGAGCCCAUGACCCAUAAUAGUAUUGUCAAGGAGAAAAUCCUUCAAAGGAGAAGUUUGCAACUGCGUCAUCAGCAACAAGAUUGGCAGGAGUGUCCUGAAGGGAAAAAAAUGCUCGAAUUCCGUAGAAGUCUUCCUGCAUUCAAAGAGAAGGAUGCAUUUUUGAAAGUCGUGUCUGAGAAUCAGGUCGUUGUUGUCUCAGGUGAAACUGGUUGUGGUAAGACCACACAACUUCCUCAAUACAUAUUAGAAUCUGAGAUUGAAGCUGCACGGGGAGCUUUAUGUAACAUUAUUUGUACUCAACCUAGAAGAAUAUCUGCUAUGUCUGUCUCUGAGAGAGUUGCAGCAGAACGUGGGGAGAAAUUGGGAGAAUCUGUUGGUUACAAAGUUCGUUUGGAGGGUAUGAAAGGGAGGGAUACUCGUCUUCUUUUUUGCACCACAGGUGUAUUAUUGCGGAGACUACUUGUGGAUAGGAGUUUAAAGGGUGUAACUCAUGUUAUUGUUGAUGAAAUUCAUGAACGUGGAAUGAAUGAAGAUUUUCUUCUCAUUGUCCUGAAGGAUCUUCUCCCUCGUCGUCCUGAUUUGAGGUUAAUUUUGAUGAGUGCAACCUUAAAUGCUGAGCUUUUUUCUUCCUACUUUGAUGGUGCUCCAACUAUGCAUAUUCCUGGUUUUACAUAUCCAGUUCGAGCUAAUUUUCUUGAGGAUGUUCUGGAAAGGACUGGAUAUCGGUUGACUCCUUAUAAUCAAAUUGAUGACUAUGGUCAAGAAAAAACAUGGAGAAUGCAGAAACAAGCUCAAGCUUUCAGAAAAAGAAAGAGCCAGAUUGUUUCUGCUGUUGAGGAUGCGUUAGAAGUUGCAGACUUUAAGGGGUAUAGCCCACGUACUCGGGAGUCAUUGUCCUGCUGGUCCCCUGAUUCAAUUGGUUUUAACCUUAUUGAACAUGUGCUUUGCCACAUUGUUAAGAAUGAAAGGUCAGGUGCUGUUUUGGUUUUUAUGACUGGUUGGGAUGAUAUAAACUCUUUGAAGGAUCAGCUCCAAGCUCAUCCUUUGUUGGGUGAUCAGAGCCAAGUGUUGCUUCUUGCAUGCCAUGGCUCCAUGGCCAGCUCUGAGCAGAGAUUGAUAUUUGAAAAUCCUGAAGGAGGGGUGAGGAAAAUUGUUCUGGCAACUAAUAUGGCCGAGACUAGUAUUACCAUCAAUGAUGUUGUCUUUGUGGUUGAUUGUGGAAAAGCGAAAGAGACAUCAUAUGAUGCAUUGAAUAACACUCCUUGUUUGCUUCCGUCUUGGAUCUCAAAAGCUGCUGCCCGGCAGAGAAGAGGAAGGGCUGGUCGUGUUCAACCUGGUGAAUGCUACCAUCUUUAUCCCAGAUGUGUUUAUGAUGCUUUUGCUGACUAUCAAGUGCCAGAGCUUUUAAGAACACCUUUGCAGUCCUUAUGUCUGCAAAUCAAAAGCCUACAACUUGGAAGCAUCUCUGAGUUUUUAUCUAGAGCUCUGCAGCCACCAGAGCUUCUAUCGGUUCAAAAUGCUGUUGAAUAUUUGAAGAUUAUUGGGGCCUUAGAUGAUAAUGAAAAUUUGACAGUACUAGGACGCAAGUUGUCAAUGCUUCCUGUAGAGCCCAAACUUGGCAAGAUGCUCAUUUUGGGAGCUAUCUUCAACUGUUUGGAUCCCAUAAUGACUGUUGUUGCUGGUCUAAGUCUAAGAGAUCCAUUUGUUAUGCCGUCUGACAAGAAGGAUCUUGCAGAGUCUGCCAAGGCCCAGUUUGCUGCUCGUGCCUGUAGUGAUCAUCUUGUGCUUGUCCGGGCUUAUGAGGGUUGGAAAGAUGCUGAAGCACAGCAAGCUGGUUAUGAGUACUGUUGGCGAAAUUUUCUUUCUUCUCAAACACUUAGGGCCAUCGACUCUCUUCGAAAGCAAUUCUUUUACUUGCUCAAAGAUAUUGGUUUGGUUGAUAAAAAUUCUGCAACCUACAAUACAUGGAGUCAUGAGGAGCAUCUACUCCGAGCAGUUAUUUGUGCGGGUUUGUUUCCCGGAAUAUCCUCUGUUGUGAACAAAGAUAAGUCAAUAGCACUGAAAACAAUGGAGGAUGGUCAGGUUCUUCUGCAUGGAAACUCUGUAAAUGCUGGUGUACCCAGAAUUCCAUACCCAUGGUUAGUGUUUAAUGAAAAGGUGAAAGUGAAUUCAGUAUUCCUUAGGGAUUCAACUGCUAUAUCUGAUUCUGUGCUGCUCUUAUUUGGCGGGAACAUAUCCAGAGGUGGACUAGAUGGUCACCUGAAAAUGUUGGGAGGGUAUUUGGAAUUUUUCAUGAAACCUGAAUUAGCCAAGACUUACUUAAACUUAAAGAUGGAACUGGAGGAACUGAUAAUGAAAAAACUUCUGGAUCCCAUGUUGGAUACACAAUCGCAUAACGAGCUUCUUUCAGCUGUUAGAUUGUUGGUAUCAGAGGACAAUUGUGAUGGCAGAUUUGUCUUUGGUCGCCAGGUCCUACCACAGUUAAAGAAGGCGACAAACUCUAAAAAUGGCGAUCUAGGUGGGGGUGAUAAUUCCAAAAAUCUUCUUCAAACAUUCCUUAACAGGGCUGGACAUGGAUCACCAACUUACAACACAAAGCAGCUGAAAAACAACCAAUUCCGUUCUACAGUCGUAUUCAAUGGCUUGAAUUUUGUUGGCCAGCCAUGCAGCAGCAAAAAACUAGCAGAAAAAGCUGCUGCUGCUGAGGCUCUUCUAUGGUUAAAAGGGGAUACCCAUUCGCCUGAUGAUAUUGACCAUGCGUCUGUGCUUUUGAAAAAGAGCAACAAGAAAAGUGGGAAAAAAUCGUUCAAUGGUGCUAAAUGGAGUUGAGUUACCUUUGAAAGACCUAUCUUGGAUUGCUUUGUUGAUAGGGUUGUAUACUGAGGAAGAGCUUGUCUAGUUGAAGGCUGUGGUGCAAUGGAUUCAAGGAUCUUUCCGGGCAUAAUUUAUAGUGCAAGUGUACAGAGCUAUUGAGGGAACUUGAAUCUGACAGGUUCAAAUCUGAGCCCUUAUUUUUGUAAAGUGUGAUUGCAUCCAGAGUCAACCUAGACUUGGGGCACAAUUCAAGACGUGUAUUUCUAAAAUUGCUUUUGACUAAUUUGGCCCGGAGGAGAGAUUGGGUGGCUUAGCAGCUACCAUACUAGCUAAAGAAUUCUUGUAAUAGAGGGAGUAAGCAGCUAAAAUGUGUAUCCAUAUGCUGAUGGUGCAUUCUUUUUGCAUUGCUCUUGUGGACGGAGAUACUUUUCAAGAGGCUUGCAAUAAUUCAUUGAGCGGGCAAAACAUUUUUCACACUAAGUCCAGGUAUUUUUUGGAAUGGAUAUGCAUACUUUUAAAUUCCUAGUCAGAUGUCAUAGUUGCUUAGGAAACAUUUCUUAGUUAAUCAGCCUGCUGAUCAUCGAGUUAACAUAUAGAAUAUGUAUUUGAGAUGAAUUUGACUCUCAUAAGCGUAUUAUGAGGCUUCUUGUUACGCCUCCUAAAAUGAAUUCUUUUCAUGCUGAUAUUGUAAGCUUAUAGGAGAUCAAUUUUGAUUUACUAAAUUCAGUCACUGAUUAGAAAAG